CGUCUAUUCUCACAGCUAAUUUUGUUGAUUUUUGCCUUGAAUUUAGGGUUUUCUCGACAAAUCGACAUGGUUCCCAAAAUAAUCGACAGCCACGUUAAGGAUGAAAGAGAAGACAAGGAAGGAGAUGAUGACAGUGUCGAAGUCGAUGGAGAUAGCGAAGAGAGUUACACAAGUGGUGAUGAGGAGGUCCAUGAAUAUCAAGAAGUUACUGAUGAGCCUGAAUGGGACAAGGAUAGCUUCGAUGGCCGGGAGUAUCAUUCCUCUGAUGAUCAGAGAGAGUAUGAGGACAAGGACUUUGAGAGGAGGGCCCGUUUUUACCGUCGCACAGUCAUCGAAACAAAAGGUUUUUUUGAGGCAACUGACGAAUUCCCACCUUACCUCUGGGCUGGAAUUGCUACAGUCCCUGGUCUGGACGAUGACCUUGAGGAAGGUUUGACCGUUCGUCAGUUUCUAGCAAACAUGACAUCUCUAUGUCUUGAAAAAUAUAACAAACAUAAGGGAUUUAAUGUGAAGUUGGAGCAUGUUUUGAGGGCUAAUUUUGACCCAGGGGGCAGGACAACGUACUACAUCACUUUUGCUGCAAGAGAGUCUGAUUCUCCUGAUGCACCUCUAGUGGAGUAUCAAGCUAAGGUGGUUUGGUCUGCAGGCAAGACUUACCCCAUCCUUUGCAGACCCACUUCUCCACCUAAAAUGGUUGAAGGUGAUGGAGGAGAUCAAUUGAAAGAGGUAGCCAAGGUGAUGGAAGAGAGCAGUUGAAGAAUUUCAUAAGGAUUGUUGUUUAGUCUGCUCUAACGAAUGUAAUAGACUUUAAAAGAUGAUUGUGUAUUACCCGGAUUUAAAACUAUUUAGUUAGUAUCUCCAAUCAACUGUAGAUUGUCUA
Messenger RNA from Arabidopsis arenosa, 880 nucleotides. The record is from the annotation of a GenBank genome assembly. NCBI's taxonomy places the organism in Eukaryota, Viridiplantae, Streptophyta, Magnoliopsida, Brassicales, Brassicaceae.